Molecule: messenger RNA, 447 nt
Organism: Lactuca virosa
Lineage: Eukaryota; Viridiplantae; Streptophyta; Magnoliopsida; Asterales; Asteraceae
Source: the annotation of a GenBank genome assembly
AUGUUGGCCCAUAAAGCGGAAGAGGACGGAGUCGCGUGUGUGGAAUUUAUCGCGGGGUUACAUGGGCAUGUGGACUAUGAUAAGGUGCCAGGUGUCGUGUACACGCAUCCCGAGGUGGCUUCGGUUGGAAAGACUGAAGAGCAGGUGAAGGAGAUGGGGAUUCCAUACAGAGUGGGGAAGUUUCCGAUGUUGGGAAACAGUAGGGCGAAAACGAUUGAUGAUGCGGAAGGAGUUGUGAAAAUAAUAGCGGAAAAAGAGACGGAUAAGAUAUUAGGGGUUCAUAUUAUGUGCUCAAAUGCAGGGGAAUUGAUCCAUGAAGCUGCUUUAGCAUUAACUUAUGGUGCAUCAAGUGAGGAUAUUGCACGCACUUGUCACGCUCAUCCUACUUUGAGUGAGGCUGUUAAGGAGGCUGCAAUGGCCACUUAUGAUAAGGCCAUUCAUAUAUAA